AUGACAGAUGAUGAUUUUGAAACUGAGUAAAACUUACUAGGAUCGAUUUUAUCAAGUAAAUUUCACUAGUAAAUAUUAGUAAACGAUGAAAAUGAGCACUAGGACCAGAAGAAGUUAAGUGUAAGUGAUGAAUGCAAUUAGGCUCAGACUUAAACAAAACUCUUAAGAUAAUACAAUUUUUAGACCGCAGAUACCUUUAGCAAAUCCUUUGAAUAAAUAAGUUUGGGUUCAGAUCAGAUUUGUAGCCCCAUUUCCCCUGAUUAGAAACUGAAAUAUAAAAAUCCAGGGGUUUGCACUUCAUUUAGCUCAGAUAAUCAAACAAGUUUAGAGAAUUCAAUGAUUUUUGGAAAUGUUUGUUGCUUCGAUUACUUUUCAAUAUAAUCAGAUUAAUUUUCACCAAUAUAUUACAGUUAAAAUAAUCCAAUUUGGCCUUAAUAUCAAAAAUCAAAUCAAAAUUUAGAUAUAUAAUUAGAAAUCGACAUUGAAAACAUGUGCGGAAACCAAGUGCUUUCGAGGAAAGUUUAAAAAAUAUUUGAGACCGGAUAAACCAAUUAAAGACAAUAAAUAUUCUGGAAGGUGCAAGCUAAUUGCCAAGAAUUUUCAAAAGACAUCUUUGGAAAUUACUUAAUCCAGAAAAUUCUUGAAAAAGGAACUUUAUAAUAAUAAAUUUAGAUCUUCAAAUAGCUACAACCAUAUGUAGUUGAAUUAUCUAAAAAUACUUUCGGUUGCCGAGUUAUCCAAAAACUUAUAGAUAUCAUCUCAAAAAAUGAUCAUCUUAUAGUUCCAUUCAUUCAAGAAAUUAAAUAAAAUAUCAAAUCCCUUUUAACUGAUUAAAAUGGCAAGUAUGUAAUACUAAAAUGUUUGGAAAACUUGUCUAUAGAUGUAGUUAGAUUCAUAUUAAAACCAACAGAGGAACUAGGCUUUCACAUGUGUGAUUCUUAAUAUGGGUGUAAAAUAAUCCAAAAAUUAAUUGAUAACUAUCCGAAAUAGGUGGAUACUCUGGUAUAAAUUUGUAUAACCAAUUAAAAUCUCCUAUAUAAAUCUUAGCAUGGUAAUCACAUCCUCUAAUAUGCCAUAAAAUUGCCAAAAUAUUUAGAUAUCAUAGCAAAUUACAUUUUAAAUCAUUUAGAAAAUUUGUGUUUUAAUAAAUAUGCGAGUAACACUGUUGAAGAUAUACUAAAAUAUUUAACCCCAAAACUUAAGAAUAAUUUUGUUUAAAUUUUAAUGAAACCUUCUGAAAAUAAUGGAAUGUUCAUAUUUCUAAACCUAGCUAUCAAUCCAUUUGGAAAUUAUGUAGUUAAAAAGGUAUUGUAAAUCUUUGAUCAAGAACAUAAGUAAUAACUGGUAGAUUUGAUGAAAUAGAAUUUACGGUUGCUUUAUUUAAUUAAGCAAUCUGAAUAUGGACAAAGAAUAUAUAUUUUGUUGACAACAUAGUUAAAUGAUUAAAAUUGA
This is a messenger RNA of Paramecium tetraurelia, 1452 nucleotides long. RefSeq lists its product as uncharacterized. Gene Ontology annotation, cellular component: cytoplasm. Gene Ontology annotation, molecular function: mRNA binding. NCBI's taxonomy places the organism in Eukaryota, Ciliophora, Oligohymenophorea, Peniculida, Parameciidae. Gene Ontology annotation, biological process: post-transcriptional regulation of gene expression. The record is from RefSeq and is a predicted model, not a curated record. The transcript has 4 exons.